Molecule: messenger RNA, 1914 nt
Organism: Candidozyma pseudohaemuli
Lineage: Eukaryota; Fungi; Ascomycota; Pichiomycetes; Serinales; Metschnikowiaceae
Exons: 1
Coding region: 1-1914 (637 amino acids)
Source: RefSeq, a predicted model, not a curated record
AUGACUGAUUGCACCUUAUAUUUCAUUGAAAGACAAAAAUCGCCCGAAUCUCUUUCUAGUGCAAUUGCCACUUUGAAAGAUAGUGAUUACAUAUCAUAUGAUACACACACAUUCGAAAUCGACAACGAAACCUGGACUGCCAGUUCGUUGCAGGUUCAGGAUUUUAAGACUUUGUCUCGUAAAGAAUAUCCCUUAAACGAUGUCAAAAAGUCUGAAGGUGUUCUGAAGUUCGGGCUGUGGCCCAAACUUGAUGAUGGCCAAGGUCGGAUUGUGUAUUCGUUCAUGUAUUUGCACCAACUUCUGAUGAUUUCAUCACAAUGGUUUGAUUCGUGGGGUGAGGAUGCUCUCAUCUGUGUACGUCUUCUCCAAGUGGGAGAAUUCAAAAUGCCUCUUGAUGUCAGCUUUUCCUAUGAGGGGCGAGACAAUUCGAAAGAAGAAUUGGAGUCUCAGGAUGAUUAUAUCGAGUUGAAGAAUGCUUCGGAGUUCGGCAAUGAGCUUGAAGAGAGACACAAAAAUUCCAUCAACCUACAAGCUGUUGCGAGCUACAUUCCACCCGAUGAAUAUAAUCUCUUGCUGUCCUGCAACAUUGUGAGAAGUGGUUCAAACAUCAAUGAUUUUUUGAGUUUACAGAUCAGACAGGAGAGUGCCACUUUGUGCUCUUGUGAUAGUGAUGUUUCUAUAAAGCAUGUCACCGUCACUCUCGUGGAGCAUCUUCAGUUUAAGCCAAAAAAAUUUGUCAAUGGAGUCGCCGAAGAAACCAGAAGGCUCCUUUUGAAAGAUUCAGAUUCAGAUUUUGACUGCAGCCCGCAACUAUUCACCAACUCGGCUGAUGGUUUUGUGUGUUUGCUCGAAGCUUCGCUCUUUGACUGCGAUCUUCCAAACCUUGGACCAACCUUUCACUCCGACACUUGCAGUCGAACAUACCGGCUCGAGUUCGACCUUCAGGCUGAGUGUCGAGGAGAAAAGCCAUGUUCAGCAAAUAUUCACACUCUGUUGGAUAUAGAAAUUGGUUCGGAGUUUGAUUCUUCGGAGAAGACCGCAAAAGCGAAGGUGUACAAGGCACAAGAUUUAGUUUUUGUUGACCUGCUUACCAGGACAGAAAAUCUUGUCCCAAACAUAGUGGAUUAUGUGCUGGAGAAAUUAUCAAACGUGGAGGAUUGUUUGGGCCACCAAACGUGUGUCCUGUGCCAGAAAUACACUGUGACCGCUGUCACAACGAUUUAUUCAUCAAGCUCACUCAGUUAUGCAACUGACGACGAAGAGGAGGACGAGGAUGAUCUUACCCAGAGAGUGGAUGACUUGGGUUUGGUGGCCUCCAAUGGGUUGUGGAAGUUGAGGAACAAAACAAGAUAUGCAUCCGGUAAGGCCGAUCAUCAGCUCUCUUUGCCUUUGUCAAAGUGUUUUCAUAUUAUUGAGGGUUUUGAAUCUACUCACAUCAAGGAGUGGCCGAAUCAGUUCACUUCCAAAGUACUUCACGAGGAUGAUCUUUUUUUGAGCCCUGGGAUGUGUAUUGGUCCUAGUGUUAAGUUCAUUAUAGAGGGUCCACACACCACGGAUACAGUUUAUGGCUUCUACUGUUGGAAGGUUGAAAUUUUUCAAAGGACCUUGCGAAUGACCCCACAGGAUUGGACAAUCGAAACCAACGUGAUAGAAAUACCCGAUCCUCAACAGGACUACACUCUAACUCACAAACCAAAUGACGUGGGCGUUUUCGACUUUCGAAAUGAUGUGAAUUUGUGUAAAAUUCCCCAUGAUCUUGAGCCAUCGCUUCACUCAAAUUCUCUCCACAGAGAGUAUCAGCUCAGAUUCAGCAUUGAAAUUGAAACAGAAGAAGAGGAUUCGCCUAGAGUCAUGGUGUCCCAUGCUAUCAAUGUAUACAUUGGUGAGAUUGAUAGCUUUCAUAUCAAGAGAUAA